AUGCUGGAGAAUGGAUCUCUGAGGAACUGCUGCGGGCUGGGCGGGCGAGGGGGCUUCGCCUUCCCCCAGGGCGGGGAGGAAGACGGGGAGGCGGCGGCGACUUCGUCGGCAGAGGCGGCGGCAGACCUGAGGCCGGGCUGGGUGGUCACGGUGCUGUCCAGCGUCCUGAUCUUUACCACGGUGGUGGACGUGGUGGGAAGCCUGCUGGUCAUCGUCUCGGUGUCCAAGAACCGCAAGCUCAGGAAUGCAGGCAAUGUGUUUGUGGUUAGCCUGGCACUGGCAGAUUUAGUAGUGGCCUUGUACCCUUAUCCUUUAGUCCUUGUUGCCCUUUUUCACAAUGGCUGGUCAUUGGGGGAAACACACUGCAAAGCAAGCGGCUUUGUGAUGGGAUUGAGCGUUAUAGGCUCCAUCUUCAACAUCACCGCCAUUGCAGUAAACCGAUACUGUUACAUAUGCCACAGUUUUGCAUACAAUAAAGUAUAUAGCUGGCAGAACACAAUGCUCUAUGUCUGUCUGAUCUGGAUUCUGACAGUGGUCGCAACUGUACCAAACUUUUUUGUUGGCUCUCUCAAGUAUGAUCAAAGGAUCUAUUCAUGCACGUUCACUCAAACAGCCAGUUCCUGCUACACCAUUGCUGUUGUCGUCAUCCACUUCAUCCUACCAAUCACCAUCGUGAGCUUCUGCUACUUGCGGAUCUGGAUUCUGGUGAUACGAGUAAAGAAGAAAGUCAAAUCGGAAUUGAAGCUGAAGCUGAAGCUGAAACCAAGCGACUUCCGAAACUUCCUCACCAUGUUUGUUGUCUUUGUGAUCUUUGCCUUUUGCUGGGCACCUUUGAACUUAAUAGGUCUGGCUGUGGCAAUUAAUCCUUCAGAAAUAGCACCCAAAGUUCCUGAGUGGUUGUUUGUUGUGAGCUACUUCAUGGCCUACUUCAACAGUUGCCUUAAUGCAAUAAUCUACGGACUUCUGAACCAAAAUUUUCGGAAGGAAUAUAAACGAAUCCUAAUGUCACUGUGGACACCCACGCUGUUUCUUCAGAACACUUCCAAAUGGGGGGACAGAAGUUCAGAAGAGCAAACCUUCACCUGCUUUAAAUAA
Candoia aspera is the source of this 1095-nucleotide messenger RNA. It is a transcript of the gene MTNR1B, whose product is annotated as melatonin receptor 1B. The record is from RefSeq and is a predicted model, not a curated record. Gene Ontology annotation, cellular component: plasma membrane. Lineage: Eukaryota; Metazoa; Chordata; Lepidosauria; Squamata; Candoiidae. Gene Ontology annotation, molecular function: melatonin receptor activity. Bases 1 to 1095 code for a protein of 364 amino acids. The transcript is spliced from 2 exons. Gene Ontology annotation, biological process: G protein-coupled receptor signaling pathway.